This is a messenger RNA of Plasmodium fragile, 507 nucleotides long. RefSeq names its product caltractin. Gene Ontology annotation, biological process: centriole replication; mitotic cell cycle. The record is from RefSeq and is a predicted model, not a curated record. The transcript is spliced from 6 exons. Gene Ontology annotation, cellular component: centrosome; centriole. Bases 1 to 507 code for a protein of 168 amino acids. Gene Ontology annotation, molecular function: calcium ion binding. Lineage: Eukaryota; Apicomplexa; Aconoidasida; Haemosporida; Plasmodiidae.
AUGAACAGGAAACCCCCCAACAUGAUUCGAAGCAGCAACGCCAGAAGCAAACGGAACGAACUGAACGAGGAGCAAAAGCUCGAAAUAAAAGAAGCAUUUGAUUUAUUUGAUACCAAUGGCACGGGAAGAAUCGACGCGAAGGAGCUGAAGGUUGCCAUGCGGGCCCUGGGCUUCGAACCCAAAAAGGAGGACAUUCGUAAAAUAAUCUCCGACGUUGACCAAGACGGCUCUGGCACCAUCGACUUCAAUGACUUCCUCGACAUCAUGACGAUCAAGAUGAGUGAGCGAGACCCGAAGGAAGAAAUCUUGAAGGCCUUCCGCCUGUUCGACGAUGACGAAACGGGAAAGAUAUCCUUCAAGAAUUUAAAGCGCGUGGCGAAGGAACUUGGAGAAAACAUAACUGAUGAGGAAAUACAGGAGAUGAUCGAUGAAGCCGACCGAGACGGAGACGGAGAAAUUAACGAAGAGGAAUUCAUGCGCAUUAUGAAGAAGACAAACUUGUUCUGA